This is a messenger RNA of Suillus subalutaceus, 1443 nucleotides long. Its product is annotated as chaperonin Cpn60/TCP-1 family. Gene Ontology annotation, biological process: protein folding. Lineage: Eukaryota; Fungi; Basidiomycota; Agaricomycetes; Boletales; Suillaceae. The record is from RefSeq and is a predicted model, not a curated record. Gene Ontology annotation, molecular function: ATP binding; ATP hydrolysis activity; ATP-dependent protein folding chaperone. Gene Ontology annotation, cellular component: cytosol; chaperonin-containing T-complex. The transcript has 12 exons. Bases 1 to 1443 code for a protein of 480 amino acids.
AUGUCUAUGCACAUAUUCGGCUACGAGGCAACCGAGGAAAAAGCUGAAAAUGCCCGUCUAUCCUCUUUCGUCGGCGCCCUCGCCCUUGGCGAUCUUUCCAUCCAACUCGAUAAUGCAGCAGCCAAGAUCCUCGUCAAUAUCUCGAAAAUCCAAGACGACGAAGUCGGAGAUGGAACUACGAGCGUGUGCGUGCUAGCAGCAGAGCUCCUGAGGGAAGCAGAGAAAUUGAUUGCUAUGAAGAUACAUCCUCAGACAAUUGUGGAGGGAUACCGGGUUGCGAGCAUCGCUGCGCUUGCCGCACUCGAGAAGGCAGCAGUCGAUCACGCCUCUGAUGCUGCCCAGUUUCGCCAGGAUCUUUUCAACAUUGCUCGUACGACCCCGUCAUCAAAAGUAUUAUCACAAGACAAAGAUUACUUUGCCAACUUAGCAGUGGAUGCUGUGCUUCGAUUGAAGGGUUCGACGGAUCUAGAGCACAUCCAGAUCAUCAAGAAGGUCGGAGGCAAACUCACAGACUCAUACCUUGACGAAGGUUUCAUUCUUGACAAAACUAAUGCUGUCAACUCGCCCAAACGGAUAGAGAACGCGAAAAUCUUGGUCGCAAAUACCUCGAUGGACACUGAUAAGAUUAAGGUCUUUGGAGCCAGAGUAACAGUGGACUCGACAGGAAAACUUGCUGAGCUCGAGCGGGCUGAACGGGAAAAAAUGAAAGCCAAAGUAGACGCGAUCGCCGCACAUGGUAUCAAUUGCUUUUCUCUCUUGGCAGAGAAAGGUAUUGUGGUGAUUGAGCACGCCGAUUUUGAGGGUGUUGAGCGGCUAUCACUUGUCACUGGUGGUGAAAUUGCAAGCACGUCCGACAGACCAAAUCUAGUCAAACUUGGGAAAUGCGACUUUAUCGAGGAAAUUAUCAUUGGCGAGGAUAAUCUCAUAAAAUUCUCUGGCGUGGCUGCGGGCGAAGCCUGCACUGUUGUGCUACGUGGUUCAACUAAUCAGAUGGUCGACGAGGCCGAGCGCUCACUGCAUGAUGCUCUUUCUGUCUUAUCGCAGACAGUCAAAGAAACACGGAUUGUCUUGGGCGGUGGAUGUUCUGAGAUGUUCAUGAGUUGUGCUGUGGAGGAGGCCGCGCGGAAGGUUAAGGGCAAGAAGGCGAUAGCUGCUGAGGCAUUUAGCCGUGCGCUGAGACAAAUACCUACUAUCCUUGCGGACAACGCUGGCUAUGACUCUAGCGACCUCGUCGCCAGGCUAAGAGCAGCUCAUUAUGAGGGGCAGUCAGAUGUCGGACUGGAUAUGAAUCAGGGCACCAUCGGUUCGAUGAGGCAACUUGGUGUUACGGAAAGCUAUAAACUGAAGCGGCAGGUCGUCCUCAGUGCAAGCGAAGCAGCGGAGAUGAUAAUACGGGUGGAUGAUAUUCUACGUGCUACGCCUCGGAAGCGUGAAGCGGUAUGA